Acanthosepion pharaonis is the source of this 1836-nucleotide messenger RNA. The record is from the annotation of a GenBank genome assembly. NCBI's taxonomy places the organism in Eukaryota, Metazoa, Mollusca, Cephalopoda, Sepiida, Sepiidae.
AUGCUAAAAAGUGCAGUUGCAGUGGUUCUCUUCUAUGCUGACCAUGUGGAGACAGCCCUCUGCAUUGCAGGCAUAUGCGCGGACAGCAUACCAAUGCCACCGCCGGCAUCAGUGCCAAAUACCAGAGCUAUGCAAGGCUGGAGGUCUGAUGGUGCACCCGAUCCCUCCCGACUUCCCGAUGGUAGACAACAGCGGAGUGCACAGAUGAGCCAACUCGCUCCGCACGGUCUUGACUUUGAUGCCAUCCUGAAGGACGACCGAUUCGACAAGGUGAGCACCAUGCUUCACAGUAACGUGCGGGCACUGAGUCCCAGCAACCUGCUCCUGUGCCUUGAGGCUCUUUUCCACCUGACUGGCAAGGACACUUACUUGAUUGAGUCACUUGAGAAACAGGUACAAUGGCUCCUCUGGAAGAUGUCCAUCACAAGUCUGAUCCGUACCCUGGCUAUCCAUAAGCAACACCAAGACACAGCCCAGCGAAAGAAGAUCCUUUCAGAGACCCUCAGUGUGAUUGAGAAGCGCUGGGUGGAGCUGUCAAACCCAAAAGACCUCAUCACCCUGAUGUACAUCUUAGAUGACAACAGCAAGCUCCUCUUCUCCAAGGUAGAGGCCCGUGCUCUUGAUCUGGUUGAGAAGAUGGAUGUAAAAGAGCUCUACCGCGUGACCUACCUGCUCUCGAAGCGUAAACAUCGUAAUACCCCAUUGAUCCGUGCCCUGACCUAUCACCUGAAUAAGACGUCCCUCAAGUUGAGCAACAUGCACCUUGUCAACCUGUUGUAUGCCUGUUGCAGUUUGAAGAUCUAUGACAAUCACCUGUUGAGCAAGAUGUCGAACAUGCUUGAGAAGAAGGUGCCGCACUUUGAGAGCAAUGUGCUGCUCUUCUCCAUUCUGACGUCCUUUUCCAAGCUACGCUGGCACCACACGCCAGUGCUGGACGUUCUCUUCAGGAAGAUCCUCCAUAUUCAAGACAGCUUGAAUCCAAAGGAGAUUGGUCAGAUCCUUAUCAGUUUUUCCCAUCUCGUCUAUGACAACAAAGGUAUGGCAGCCAUUUUGCCCAACCUGAUGCCACGUUUACUCACGCUUCAGGAGCAGGAUCCCAUGCAGUGGCUUGAGAUUGUCUGGUGUCUGGCCGUUCUUAGGCUUUGCGACCAAGAAACAGCAGCAUCUGUGUUGAAUUCUCAUUUCUUCCGGCAUUUAGAAGGAUUGGAUCCUUUCCGAAAAACUCUGGGUCAACUGCGAAUACUGAAUAUUGCUGCUGCUGUCCGGCAUGACAUUUCUUCAUAUAAUGGUCCCUUUUUACCUGCAGAUUUCAUAGACCAAGUACAUUUACAGGCCCUGUCUCGUUCUCAUCAAGGCUUAGCCACAUCUGUGACAGCUGCACUUUCAAAUUUUGCUCCACUUCACAAAUUUGUUAAGACAGAUGUGAUAACUCCUUAUGGCUACAUUCUUGAUGCUGUUCUUUUUGUGGAUAAGAAGGGUGAACCUUUGGUGUAUGACGACCACUGUGGAAGUGAGCUGAAGCCAGGCGUGAACAGGAUUGGUUUUAAGGUGUUGGACUUCCCUGAUAUGACGUUGUAUACAGUGAAACCUACUGGUCUUCAUACCAUGGCUGUAAGACACCUCACACACCUGGAUUACACCCUCAUACAGGUGCCAUAUACAGAGUUUAUUUUUUCAUCUUCUGUUUUCCCCCCAAAUCCUCUAUCAAUCUUGAGCCUCCCUUUUACUUAUGGCUGUUCUCCUCCAACCCCUCUCUCCCUUAUUCAUUGUAUCUCUCUUAUUUCUCUCUCUCUUUCCAUUUCUCUCUCUCUCUCAGCAAGUUGUUUAUUCAUCUGA